UUUCGAAUAAUCGAUCUCCAGCAACGCCAUCUUUAAUCAUCAACUACUACCACUAUCAACCAAAAGAUAUUUGACAAUUAGAAAUAAAGACCCUGUACUAAUUACAAACUAUGAAACAGUUAAGAAAUAAGGUUACUCUUACGGUUCGUUUUAUCUAAAUAUCUAUCUUCCUCAUUUCAAUCGUAAAUUCCAUUUAUUUUAAGAAGAGUUCGUAGUCUUCGCAAAAAUUACAUAUUCAUACGUCGAUACCAGUUGUGUAUCUUUGACUGCGAUCUCGAUAUGCGACAGUGUUAAUUUUAGAAAUACCAAAAAAGUCGCAAUAUUAUUCCAACUAUGUUCGCGUAUAGACGUAGGUUUUCUGUCCUUGUUCAAUAUUUAGACACGCGCCAAAUCGACACGGAUUCCGCAUAACCUCGAACAGUAAAAUUAGAACCACACGAAAAAAGUAUCUUCCUCUCUUAAUAAAAGAUCGUCCAAUUUAUUUUUAAUUUGUGAAUGAAAUUUUGUGACUGAAUUAAAAAAAAGAACAAUAAAAUUCAGAACAAGAGCAAAAGUGUCUUCCUUGUAAACAAUAAACUUUUGUCUGUUUUUAUAACAAUUAACAAAUAACAACAAAUUCCCAGUUACCCAACAAUUCACCUUACCGUUACAACCGUUACACUCGCAACACAUAUCGAAGUGAAAUUCGCUAACGUUAUGAUCGAGGAUGAACUCCGUUGCCACCUUCCGUUCGCUAUGCUGCUACGAACAUGACGAUCCUCACGUAAGCAUCCGUCGAAAAAGCAACGGACGAAGAACGGUUGUCCGGCUCGUUCGCCAGGAACAUGAAAUUCCUGCUGCCGGUUCUGAUCGCGCACGUGUUACAGUGCGCGGCUGCGAAAUCCUGGAACAGCGACAAUUAUCCCGAGGAGACGUUCAGCGUGUUCGGCUGGAUCGGUUAUCUGAAACGUCUGGCUAUCGUGGGGUUUAUGCUAGCCGGUGUCGUUCUGUAUUACAUUCCGGAAUCACGACCACACGCGCGUAGAAUUUGCUAUUCCUUGAUCGACAUCACAGCGAACGUUCUGAAAUCCGUGUUAGGCACUGCUGAGGACGAUGAAAUGUACGAGAAGAUCAAAUCGAAAUGUCAUCGUAUUCGAUACGAGCAAAAUUUGGCUGCUCAGAAACGUGUGUCGAAGGAGGUCGCGGUCGACGAUGAGGAUUUUAGGUACGUGCACAGGAGUCAGGGAAAGAGGGCGAAAAUGUUCGUCGACGGUGAUGGAUUACCUAUAGGGGGCAGAGAAAAGAAAAAAAUAAACGCGAAACAUAGCAAGGAGCAUCGACAGUCUCGUCAACGUCUACGCAGCAGCAUUAUUAAAGAAAUUUCUGGUGAUCCUUCAAGCGAAAUUGUAAAACCGGUCUACUUUUAUUCGGACAAAUUGGAGGACCUGCAAAAAUAUUUUAGGAGUGACUUGUACAAUGGAAAACGACUGAGUGACGCCACGCUUGAAAAUUAUGCACUUUUGAUUAGUGGAAAUCCGCGACAAAUGGCAAUGUUAGACGACAAAUGCGUGAAAGAUGACGUUAUCAUUGUUCAGGAUCCUUAUCUAAAAUUAAAAUACAAAGAAUGUGGAACUUCGACUGAAAAAUUGUCGGCCUUAGCAGAAAUCUCAGGUUCGGAACAUGAAGGACCUACUAGAGAUUACAACAAUGCAACAGAACUGGCAAUGGAAUCAUACGUUAAGGACGUCGAAUUGAGUUCCAUACCCGAAGGAGAUUCUAAAUGUUCCGUCAGUAAACCAUUUUACAAAAGUCAGUACCAAUGUGGUGGAGAAUGUUGCGGCAACGAAUGUUUCACACCUUCGGUCGAGUUAAACAGCAGAGACAUUCUCGCUACUUCAUCCGACACAAAGAAUGUACUAAAAUCUCGAAGUACGAUGAGCUCAAAGCUGCACGAAAUGACAGAAGAGAACAACGGAAACUUGCAUGUCACAAGUUACGCCAAGUACAAUCACGAAGAUGGUCGUUUUAUGAAGUCGAGUAGUUUAAAUAAUCGCAAAGUUGACUUUCGAAAGGAGAGCACAGAUUUUCAUGAGUGUGAAGAAAAUGGACACCGAUACGAAAACACGUGCAGGAGACAGAAGUCUAAAACCAGUAAUUCGUCGAAAGGUUUUGACUGUAAUGACGUUCCUUAUUUCACCGAUCGAAGUGCAGAAGCUGACGACGAAAUUUCUCAUCAUGGAGAACGAAUUACUAGGAAACAUGAUCUUGACGAGAAACCUCAGAGAGAGAAUUAUUUAUACAUGAAAAGUUCGGAGGAUUCCAUCUUCGAGCACGUUUGCGAGGAUUUUGGUUCUGAACCUAUUUUGAAAAACCGAGUGAAACCUGCAUUACUGCGAGCAGUAAAUUGGAUAUUCGGUGGUUGUCCAGAGGCGUCGAAGUGCACGAAAGUCGGAAAGGAAGAGAACCACGAAGACAACAGCGAGUGGCUCCACUAAUUAACAACCUAUUCAUUGUCACGCACUCGAACCGUCGGCAAAAUAAGAAUUCUACUAUAUCGAGUCUCUCUCAAAAAUUGUACGAAAAUCAUUUCUAUCAAUUUUCACCACUGAGGUUGCUAUUUUGAAUAAAUAAUAAAAGUCUCGUACUUGACCGCUUGUUAAUUGUCCAACAAAUAACUGAACACUCGGUUGUUUUUUAUGUUGCUUCUUAUAAUAUGAUAUAUUUAUUCAAUCAUUGUCUUUUGAUGUAAAUGUGGUACAUAAAGCAGUGCAUUUAAAAGAUUAA
This is a messenger RNA of Megachile rotundata (alfalfa leafcutting bee), 2763 nucleotides long. RefSeq lists its product as uncharacterized. The record is from RefSeq and is a predicted model, not a curated record. Lineage: Eukaryota; Metazoa; Arthropoda; Insecta; Hymenoptera; Megachilidae.